Messenger RNA from Schizosaccharomyces octosporus yFS286, 925 nucleotides. RefSeq names its product BAG family molecular chaperone regulator Bag102. The record is from RefSeq and is a predicted model, not a curated record. NCBI's taxonomy places the organism in Eukaryota, Fungi, Ascomycota, Schizosaccharomycetes, Schizosaccharomycetales, Schizosaccharomycetaceae. The transcript has a single exon. Bases 158 to 793 code for a protein of 211 amino acids. Gene Ontology annotation, molecular function: protein-folding chaperone binding.
AGACAUAUUCGGCAUCGUUCCUUGUCCUAAGUAUUAGAAUUACGAAGUAAAGAAAGAAACAUAAGGACUUCAGCGUCUCUGUACGUAGUAAAGUGUCUAUAGCAAGGAUUUAAUAUCGUUUGAUCAAUUACCUUGGUAAUAAAGCCUUUGCACAAAGAUGAACUUGUAUCUUUUGGGAUUUAAUGUCUUGGAAAAGCGUUACUUGGUCUCUUUUGUUGUAGUUUCUGUCACUGUUCUACUAGGAAUAGUCAUUCGAAAAAAGAUCCAAAAGACUGAAGAAACUAUCGUAGUCAAGUACCGAGACGAGCAAUUAAAGUUUGUUUUUCGACAACCAAGACUUUCCGAGGUCUCCUAUUCAAAUUUUCUUCAUCGUGUUUGCAAUGCCUUUGGGGUUGUUCCCGAAAAGGUCUACUUGGAAGUCGAUGGAAAAGAGCUUCAAGAUGCUUCUCUUGUUAAACAAAACAUUAAAGAUGGUUCUGUAGUAUAUUUGAAGCCCCAUCCUCUUAGUCCUGCCUCACAGCAAAUUGAAGAUUACAGAGCAGACUUGGAGAAGAAUGUUCUUCCACUCGUGCAACAGUACUGUUCCUCCCCUCCUUCUAAUGCUCAAGAGAUUGAAGACGUACAUGUUCGCCUUACAGAGACUAUACUCGGUAAAAUGAUACGUCUUGAUGCUAUUGAUGUUCAGGAUGAGCCUGAUACACGUUUAAAGCGAAAAGAAACUGUUCGAUGGACACAAGGAUUUUUCCAGCAACUUGACGUAACAAAAUCUAAUGCUUUAAAAGGUUUGAAAUAGCGUUCUUUGAAUCGAAUACAUCCUCAUUUAUUGAAUAAUAUGCUCACAAAAAUUAACAGCUUUUCUGUUGUUUUUUCGUCUCAAUCCUACUCUUUUUGACGUAGCUUGCUUUUAAAUUUUGAAUAAUUUCAU